Messenger RNA from Scutellospora calospora, 350 nucleotides. NCBI's taxonomy places the organism in Eukaryota, Fungi, Glomeromycota, Glomeromycetes, Diversisporales, Gigasporaceae. The record is from the annotation of a GenBank genome assembly.
UUUUCUUAUCCAGUACAGUUUUUUCUGUUAAUAGUCAAUGUUUUCAUAAAACAAAUGCUGAUGACACACAAAGACUUCAAAAUAAAUUUGAAAAUUUUAAUACAAAAACUCUGUGUAAUAUUGGCAACCAAGCUUGCAUUAGAAAGGAUUUUGCUCAAUAUGCUCAAAAAGAUACAUGGUCAAUUAUAUCAUGCCCAUGUGUUGAAAUUACAAGUAUCAAGGAAUAUUCAAAUGAAAGCACAUUUCCUGUAUCUCAAAUUUCUUCUGCUCAACCAUUAUGUUUUAGUGAUAUAGCAGGUGUUAAAGAUACUAGAAGUAGUUCUGUUUGGUAUCUUUCACCUAAAGAAUGA